Messenger RNA from Patella vulgata (common limpet), 1320 nucleotides. Its product is annotated as cytoplasmic tRNA 2-thiolation protein 2-A. The record is from RefSeq and is a predicted model, not a curated record. Gene Ontology annotation, biological process: tRNA wobble position uridine thiolation. The transcript has 12 exons. Lineage: Eukaryota; Metazoa; Mollusca; Gastropoda; Patellidae. Gene Ontology annotation, molecular function: tRNA binding; sulfurtransferase activity. Gene Ontology annotation, cellular component: cytosol. The coding region runs from base 121 to 1320 and encodes 399 amino acids.
CUGUACAGCCGUAAACAAAUGCACGUGUGGGGUGGACUAAUUAUUUCACAACGUUUAAUCAGAUUUUCCUUCCUAAGAAAAGUAUUUUGUACAGCUAACGAAUUGACCAGAAAUUGAAUAAUGUGCAGUGUUGCUGAUGGAGAUGAAAUUGCCAAACCAAGGGACAAGAAUACAAGUGUGGGAAGAAAAUGUAUGAAAUGUGAAGAAGAUGGUUUUAUUAUAACCAGAGUUAAUGAUGCAUUUUGCAGGAAGUGUUUUACGGUUUAUGUUGUUCACAAAUUUCGAUCAGCUAUUGGUAAAUCUAAGUUAGUACGAGAUGGAGAUGUUGUUUUGUUGGCCUAUUCUGGUGGGCCCUCAUCUACAGCUUUACUACAUCUGGUUCAAGAGGGUUUAAGCCCAAGAGCUCAUAAGAAAUUGCGAUUUAAACCAGUUAUAUUACACAUAGAUGAGUCAGCAAGUCUUGAUUUAUCAGCUGAAAUAAAAAAAGAAAAUUUAAUGAAGAUUUGUGAAAGAAUAAAAACAACUGGUUACCAAGGUUACAUAUCUUCUAUAGAACAGGGUUUAAAUAUAUCAGGUUUAACACCAGACUCUCCACCAUUAUACAUACAACUUGAUGAACAAGAUAAAUUGAUGAGUCAUUGUCAACACAAGAUGGCUGAAUUUACAGACGUCUUGUCAUCAAUGAAAAGUUUAACAGCAAAAGAAGAUUUUAUAAAAACAUUGAGGACUCAGUUGAUAUUAUCAAUUGCGAAACAGAUGGGUUAUAGUAAAAUUAUGACUGCAGAUACCAAUUCUAGACUGGCAGUAAAUAUCCUCAGUGAUAUUGCACAGGGUCGUGGAAGUCAAGUAUCUUAUGAAACGGGUUUUUAUGAUAGUAGAUAUAAAGACAUGAUGAUAUUACGUCCAAUAAGAGAUUUAUCUAUAAAAGAAGUUGCUGUUUAUGAUCAAAUGAAUGAUUUACAUCCAGUUUUCAUACCAACUUUAACAACAAAGGGAUCCUAUGGUAGUAGUAUAGACAGAUUAACAGAGAACUUUGUAACAGGAUUACAAGCUGAUUAUUUAUCAACUGUUAGUAAUAUUGUCAGAACUGGUGAAAAGUUGGGCAUUGAAGAAAAUGGAUAUAAAGAUAUUUGUACAUUCUGUCAGUCACCAUUGGAUACAGAUGUUGGUCAAGCAUCUGCUCUGGUUGCUGUUGAGUUUUCACAGAAAUUAUCUAAAGAAGGUCGUCCGUCUGCUGAAUUAAUCGGUGAACCUGAACACAUCCAUACAACAAAUGACGGCAGCCAUUCCUCUCAGCUCAGGUACUCUUUGUUUUAUUAA